UUACACCACUAACCUCACAGGAGAUCACAUCUCUGGACACAUCUCCACAAGUCUCUCUUUAAAACAUCUACAAUUGGACUGACAAAUCUCUUCUUUAAUCAAGGAUCUGAGUUAAUACAAAAAAAAAUCUGAUGAAUGGAAGAAAAUCAUCUGUGAUGGUAUUCCAGAAGUUAAAAUCUCAACAAAAACAAACAACGGGUCGGACUUCAACAGAUGUGUGUCCGCUUGACACGGCAGCAUCAGAAAGAAACAACAUCUUUAACACAAUGAAGAAGUAAUGGCUGCAAACGUCUGCGCUUCUCUCCACAUCGACGCGACUGCCAUGUCCUGAAGAGAAACAGGAGCUCUCUGGAGAGCAGGAGUUCUGGAAAAGGUCAAAGGUCUUGGGUUAAGCAUGGUGUCAGUGGAGGUCUCUGUGGCUUUAGUGCUGUGCUGUGUUUUGAUGGGAGCCAGAGCUCUGAUUGAUUCAGAUGAUGUCAUCACAAGAGAUGAACAGAUCUUUCUCCUCAUUGGUGCGCGGUCGAGGUGUGAGAGAACCAUCCGUGCACAGUCAGACGUGGUCAGAGAGAAUAACUGCGCUCCUGAGUGGGAUGGGAUCAUUUGCUGGCCCACAGGAAAACCCAAUCAGAUGGUGGCAGUUCUGUGUCCUGAGUACAUCUAUGACUUCAACCACAGAGG
Messenger RNA from Danio rerio (zebrafish), 678 nucleotides. It is a transcript of the gene pth3r, whose product is annotated as parathyroid hormone 3 receptor. The record is from RefSeq and is marked provisional. Gene Ontology annotation, cellular component: plasma membrane; membrane. NCBI's taxonomy places the organism in Eukaryota, Metazoa, Chordata, Actinopteri, Cypriniformes, Danionidae. Gene Ontology annotation, molecular function: parathyroid hormone receptor activity; G protein-coupled receptor activity; transmembrane signaling receptor activity. Gene Ontology annotation, biological process: cell surface receptor signaling pathway; G protein-coupled receptor signaling pathway.